AUCUGGAUGACGCCGGAACAGGAUAUUAUCUCAAUAAACCCACCCAUACACAGCUGCUCAGCCCCUCGGAAAACCACACUCUCAGAAUUAGACUACGGCACGAAGCGGUACGAAUACGAGCUACUGUGAUAGCAGACAAUACACAUAUUGCUAUAUAUACUCGCUACACUCCAAAAAAGGCUGCACAUCUGGUUGCUUCCAUCUAGCUCCUGAUCCAUUCAUAAGCUUCACACAAAGAGAUAUUUGAGUCGCAGAGGAACUCCGGAUCCUUCUUCUUUUCCAAUGGAGGUGCUGAAUAUAUUCACAAUUACGGCCGCGGGAGCCCACAGUGGACCUUCGAGUAUCACCGCCACACCCAGUCAUCUAUCCAGUCCACAUUCAACGGCGGUCACUCUGACCUCCCUGGCAUCUAGCAGUGUACCAACUUCCUUAUUAUCAGGCCUGUCUUCGUUUGUUCUUUUUUAUAUCGCCUUGGCAGCUGGUAUCUCUGUGGCUGUGCUCUUCAUCUUUUGCACGAUAAGAUAUUUCGUCAGAUCCCGAUUUGGGUUAAACGUCACCCCCUCUGUCUUCACUUCUUCAGUAAUCGAUCCCUUUUCCUUGACUAGACUGCCUUUCAUCUUAUCCGGUCCAAGAAGUGGAGGUUUCACCGGACAAGAGAUUCACGUGGCACGUGUGAGAAGAUGGAGAAGGGCAAGAUACAGAGCUAAAAGAAGAUUGAACGCUGCUGAGGUUGAAAAGUUGUUCCCUCAGAAGACGUACCAUGACUGGUUGAAUGGCGGAAAGGAGAGAGAUAUUUUGCAGAGAGAUGGCCAGUUGAAAGAGGUAGCACGCGAUGGUGAUGGUUUGGGCGAAGAAUUCAGUAUCCAUGAGGGUACAUCGUCCCACGCAAGCUUACCCGAUAUUUUUACCAAUCUUUCUUCCGAAUCGAUUUACAUGUCGAAUGCAAAUGUCUCGACCGCCGCCCUUCCGGGGGAAGGGAUUGGAAAACCAGAACCAGCUAAAUCUUCUUCUAACGUGGCGUUUGUUCCCAGCGCCACACAGUCACAUGAAAGAGGGGUGGUGGAAAGGGUGGACGACAACCCUGAAUCAAAUAGUACCGAAAGGGGGAGCUACAAGAAGGAUACUUAUACGAUCGAAAUGGCUGAGAUCUCCAGGCCGGAAACUGGAUCGUCACUGCAACAAACGCAGGUGCCAGAGCCGGCUAUUUUGACCGCUAAAAAUAUUAUUGAACAGGCACAAGAGGCCCACUUCACCUCUGGUACAUGUGCUAUUUGCUUGGAACUUCUUGAAGACGAGGAGAUUGUCCGUGGUUUAAUCUGUGGACAUGUCUUUCACCAAGAGUGCCUCGAUCCUUGGCUCAUUGAUCGCAAUGCCUGCUGUCCUAUGUGCAAACGAUCUUAUUACUACAAAAACGAACAAGAGAACUCAGCUACUGGUGACGGAGGGGACCCUCAAGGUGACGAGGAAGGGAAUGCAGACCAUGAUGACGAUGUGGAUUCGCUCUACUCUCCUUUUACGCCCAUUUCCGCUAGAGUCCCCGAUAUUUUGAGAAAUGAAGCGAAUAGCCAUAUGGAUUUGAAGGAAUUCGCGGACAGAGAGGUGGCUAGAUUGUACAAUAUCAAGUUUAUUUUCUUUUGGAAGCUCAUGGGUGUUUCGAAGAGUGAUAUUUUCAACUGGGCUGUGUUAAAAAGGUUUGAAGAACUAACGUUGGAGGAGAGACGGCAGAGUCGAGAGGUUGGAACACAGCCAGGAGGACAGCCCGCAGAAGAAACCUCAAUCAAUGACCAUUCGUCGGCACUGGGCACUGCACCACCCUCCCUUCAUUCACACGCAGACCCGACCUCCACCGAAACACGGUAUAUAUCGACCCAAGCCAACGGGGAUGCUUUACAGGUCAUGGAUAGACCAGAAAAUAGCGCUGACCAAGGUAUUACUGCCGAUUCUGGAAGUGACACUGGGCAGCAAAGGCCACCUGAAGCCGAGACGACCCCAAGUUUCAGAAGUAUCCAGGCGGACGAAGUCGAGAACAGGCGGGACGCAGUAGAGAGGAUGGUUUAAGGGAUCGUCUUUUGGACCGGCUAGGACCCCUUUCUCUGUAAUUUGCCUGCUUCAGGUUUUAGCUGCCUGCCUUACGUUAAAGCAUAGGUAGCUGGGCGUGGUGCGAGGAUUUGAAGUAAAAUGUUAGGCUAGGAAAUCUAAGGGUAUUGUAACAAAUAAAACUGUACGCGGGCCGUGGCAUUGUCAAACUCACCCCGUAAACUAUGAAACGAAAUAAAAGUAUAUAUAAUACAAUAAAGAACAGAUAAAAGA
Molecule: messenger RNA, 2310 nt
Organism: Babjeviella inositovora NRRL Y-12698
Lineage: Eukaryota; Fungi; Ascomycota; Pichiomycetes; Serinales
Exons: 1
Coding region: 283-2058 (591 amino acids)
Biological process (GO): ubiquitin-dependent protein catabolic process
Cellular component (GO): cytoplasm
Molecular function (GO): ubiquitin protein ligase activity
Source: RefSeq, a predicted model, not a curated record